UUAUACUUUGUUGCAACAAACUCGAGGAUGAAAGGAUAAUUAAUAAACUUCAAAUCAUUUGAAAACAUAAUUUUCCCAGCCAUGCUUGUCUAUCAAAAUAUUGGUUUUUAUAUUCUUGGAAACAUUGUUUUAUGGUAUAAUUGGAACCAUUUUGUCUGUCCACCUUGCUCUUUGUCAGUCUUUCUUUGUAGUCAUUUUUUGAAUGGAACAUAUUUUUACAAGUGAUAAAAAACAGCUUUUUAUUAGCUCACCUGAGCUGAAAGCUCAAGUGAGCUUUUCUGAUCACCCGUCGUCCGUCCGUCUGUCUGUCCGUCUGUAAACUUUUUACAUUUUGAUCAUCUUCUCUAAAACCACUUGGCCAAAUUUAACCAAAUUUGGCACAAAUCAUCCUUAUAAGAAAAUGAAUAUAAAUUGCAAAAAUAAAAGGCUAGAUUGUAUUCAAAGCGGAGAAAACCUCGAAACUGUAAAAAAGGGGGUAGCAUUUUAAAAAAUCUUCUCAAGAACUACUGAAUUAAUCUUAACGUAAUUUAGCAUAAAUCAUCCUUAGGGAAAGGAAAAUAUAAAUUGCAAAAAUUAUAGGAGAAUUCUGUUCCAAAUUUGAGAUAAUUGCGAAAAUACUAAUAAAGAAUGGCUCGUUAUUCCAAAUAUCGUAGACUGGCAAUUCAUUGCGAUAGACUGGUCUUAUGACAGGCAUCGCCAGUCUACCGCAUCUCGAAAACGAGGUUCUUUGUUUGAAGCUGGCAGUUUGUUGUGCAACAGUUCACGUGCGAAUAGACUCUAUGAAACAUGAAAAUAACAUUGGUGCUGAUUAUUGUGAAGUAAAUUGAGGUUAAAUAUUUCAACGCGUUGUCAUUUUCACUUGUGAGGGUGGUUUUAGCUUGUUUUGAAUUUUUCGUUUCAUUUUGCUUUUUAACUUGGGAAACAAUCGCCUUGUAUUUGGAACAUAAACUUCAGUAAAUAGGCAGUUGAUUGUUUACCUGCGAAAAUGAUAAAAUCUGAUGCAUUAACAACGUACUAAAGUGCAUUUCCCUCUGUUUUUAUUGUUUAUUAAUUUCUAAUUGUGUCAACAAGGAUCAAACAAGGGAGCGACUAUGAUUGAAACUCGAUUUUUGAUCGGUGACUUCGCCGGAAUUUCCUUCGAAAGAGAAUUUGAAGUAGCCAUGUAUUCCGAGUUCAUAAUCGUGUAAAUUAAAUCCAAAGACAAUAAAAAGAUGUUUAUGAAUGUGAAAAAAACUUUUUCACAGCCUCAGUUAAACCCUGUUGUGAUUAAUCACCCGCGACUGUCUUAUCUUUAGAAGUUAUAAAUACGGGUGAUGCAAACACAUAUACCGUGCAUUGAAAAUUACAAUCGAUAAUCAUUACAUUUCUUGUUGAUACUACAAUAAGAAGGUAACUUGUAGUUAUUUAAUAACUCUGCCAAAUUAAUGCAAAACCGUUUGUUUACAGUUAUCUUCAAAACUGAAAACUGUUGUAAUUGGGUCAUAGGGUAGGACUAAUUUCUCCAAAAUACACAGUGCAUAAACUGAUUUUGUGUCACCUGGCUAACUCAAUUACAAAACAUUUUAUCUAUAUAAUGUAUGAAUGCAUUAAAUAAAAUGAAAUUUAACAAAUUGGAUAAGUUUUUAAAAGUUGCUUAUCAUUCUACGACUGACGCUGAAAUGUUUGUUGAUCAUUGGAAUUGUCUUGCUAAACAUUAUAUACUUGUGUACAGAAAAAUCAAAAGGAUGAUGUGCUAUAACUACUUUCUGGGGUCCUGUCUCAUUUGAUAAAUUAUUUUAAAUCUGCAACAAUUUUGGUAUUUUUCAAACGAGUAAAUAAAAACUUCUUUUUAACAGUUCUGACACAUUAUAAUUAUGAGGAUAUCCGUGCAUUAUCAUUAUUUUAAAGAAAAUAUUGCAGCAGAAAAUCAUCUUGGUUUGUAGCCGUUUGUUGUUUUUGAGAGAAUGUGAAAUAAUUAAUGGGCCUUAGUACAGAACUGAUACCUGUAUGCCUGACAAUACAUUAAAUUAUAUAGCUUUUUAACACAUCAUGUGACAACAUUUUUUAGUCAAAUGUUUUCAUCGAUCAAGUGAGUAAGGCUAUUCAAAAACGUCACAAAAGUUUACAUCAGGUAAACAAUUAUUAAUAACGUCACACUUUUUUGUAAGCACUCUCAUGCCUACAAAUUUCGACGGAUUUUCAUUAAAUUUAUACUAAAUCUUUAUACCACUUUAACCUUGGUCAAGUUCGAAAAUCAGCAUUGGUCGAUACUUUUUGUUGGAGUUAUGGGACUUAAACCACAAUAAUGACUCCGUUUUAUCCAAAAAUUGACCUUGUAAGCGCUCUCAUGCCUACAAAUUUUGACGGAUUUUCAUUAAAUUUAUACCAAAUGUUUAUACCACUAUUACCUUGGUCAAGUUCGAAAAUCAGCAUUGGUUGAUACUUUUUGUUGGAGUUAUGGGACUUAAACCACAAUAAUGAAUCAGCCUUGGUCGAUAGACUCGAUACUAGUAUACUGCUUGACCGGCGGGGGACCCAGGAAUUCUAUUCUUGUUUAUCUUAAAUGAGCUAAUACUGUUCACAUAUGUGCAAAAACUGAAGGAAAUAAUGUACCGGUGUUAUAUAUAAUUAAUAUAUCACAAUAUAUUUUCACCCCUACCCCUUUAUAAAAUAUUGAGUUUUAGGUCAGAAAAUUAUCAUGGUACUUAACUUUGCUAAAUAUUAAAUUUUACUGUUCAUAAUUAUUUAAGGACACACGAGAUGUUCCUCAAUUUUAUAUAAUUUUCCUUGAUAAAUUAUUCCUUAUUUAUUAACAUUUAAACCUGUUAAUUCCCAAAAAUUCAAGGUUUAUUACCAGGCUAUUUUUAGAGCUAUAAUAUUUAGAAUUUUCCUUAAAAUAGCAUCAAAAUGCAUUUGAAUGCUUAUAAAUAAAGUCAUAGUAUAUAUUUUCAAUUGAACACUUUAUAUCUAAAUAAAAAAAGUAUCAUAUAACAGGAAAAUAUAAUUAUGGAAUUACUUGGUGGAAAUCUUCACAUUGUGGAGAUAGGAAAAAAUAGAAAAUAAUGGAAGAUAGGUCGCGUCUGAUUGUAAAUUAAGUGUGUUAAGUCAAUGUAGUUCGCCAUUGUUGCUCAGGUGAGCGAUGUGGCCCAUGGGCCUCUUGUUUUGAAAUCAUUUUAAAAUUAUGCACGGAGACUAUUGCUAAUUCAAAUCAUAUACUUUGUAGUUUUUGUGUGGAUCAAACUGUCAACCAGGGAGAAAAUUACUUUGGUUCGGUGAUGAUAAGGACAAGGAUACUGACGGAGAUGGUAUCCCUGACCAUCUUGAUGACGAUGAUCACAACGAUGGGAUUCCCGAUAGCAAAGACAACGACGACGAUGGCGAUGGAAUAAGCGAUGACAAACAAUACUGGGACAAAGACGGGUGCACAACCUUGAAAGAUGGGGAUGGAAUUCCUGAUCACUUGGACGAUGAUGAUGAUGGCGAUGGGAUUCCCAACGAUAAGGAAAAAGACACAGAUGGCGAUGGGAUUCCUGAUUAUUUGGAUGAUGAUGACGAUGGGGAUGGGAUUCCAGACGAUAAAGACAUUGAUGAUGAUGGGAACGGGGUACCAGACAAUAUGGAGGACACAGAUGGAGAUGGAAUCCCUGAUCAUUUGGAUAAGGAUGAUGAUGGAGAUGGCAUUCCAGAUGACAAAGAGAAGGAUACGGAUGGUGACGGAAUUCCAGACUAUCUGGAUGAAGAUGAUGAUAAUGAUGGGAUCCGUGACUCCCAGGACAAAGACGAUAAUGGAAAUGGUAUUCCAGAUCAUUUAGAAGUCGACAGUGAUGGAGAUGGAAUUCCAGAUUACCUCGAUGAUGAUGAUGAUAAUGACGGGAUCCCUGACCAUUUGGACAAGGACGACAAAGAGAAAGACACUGAUGGUGACAGAAUUCCAGAUUAUCUGGAUGAUAAUGAUGGAAUUCCUGACGUUGAUGAUGACGAUGGCGAUGGUAUUCCUGAUAAACUUGAAAUUGAUACAGAUGGUGAUGGGAUACCAGAUUACUUGGAUAAUGAUGAUGAUGGGGAUGGAAUUCCUGACUCUGAAGAUAAAGACGAUGAUGGCGACGGAAUUCCAGAUGACAAGGAAAAAGAUACAAACGGUGAUGGUAUCCCGGAUUAUCUGGAUGAUGAUGACGAUGGAGAUGGUAUUCCAGAUAGUGAAGACAAAGAUGAUGAUGGGGAUGGUAUUCCUGAUGACAAAGAAAAAGAUACAGAUGGAGAUGGCAUUCCAGAUUAUCUCGCUAAUGAUGACGAUGGUGAUGGAAUUCCAGAUAGUUUAGACAAUGAUGAUGAUGGUGACGGUAUAACUGAUGAUAAGGAAAAAGACACUUAUGGAGACGGAAUUCCAGAUUACUUAGAUGAUGAUGAGGAUAAUGAUGGAAUUCCAGACUCAGAGGAUGAUGAUGCCGAUGGAAAUGGCAUUCCUGAUUACAAGGAAAAAGACACGGAUGGUUAUGGUAUUCUAGACUACUUAGAUGACGAUGAUGGUAAUGACGGAAUUCCUGAUCAUCUUGAAUUUGUAUUUGAUUUUGAGUCCUCUGAUGAGGAAUGGAAACCUAAAAAGGAUGACUGUAUUGAAUCUGAUGAAUCUGAUGAGGUUUUUUCUGAUACAAAAUGUAUUCGGCCAUUCCUAUCAAAGGUACAGAUAACAUACUGUUACUUUAGUGUUCUUAUUUUUUCUUUCUUUUCUCAUUCUUUUUUUCCCCCAGUCUUUGUGUAAUUUUUUAGAGACACUUGGUCCAUUAUUUUGAAACUUGAAGUGAUUUGGGGGUGGCGGCAAAAUAAGAUAAUUGUAAAAAUGACUGUAAUAUUGAACACAAAGGCAUUUUAGUUCGAUCUUUUUUAAGGAUUGGACAUCAAAAGUCAAGAUUGUUGCUGAAGGAGAUGCAUGUGUUAGUGAAACAGUUUCAGUUGCACCUGUUGUAAAACAUGGAACAAAGCGUGUAUAUGACAAAAGGCAUGCUUGUUUCUUUUGUGGUGACACUUUCUCCAAGAUAUCAUCUCAUCUGCAAAUGAAACAUUCAGGAGAAAAAUUAGUAGCCGAAAUUUUGGCUAAAAAGAAAGGAGGAAAGGAUAGAAAAUUGCUUUGGAAGAAACUAAGAAAUAUGGGAGACUUUCAUUAUAAUAUAAAAAGAAUUACAGAAAAAAAAGGACACUUGAUUGUUGAAAGACGACCAACAACUGAAAAGGAUUCAAAUGAAUUUCUUCCCUGUCCCCAUUGUUUGGGUUUUUUUGUAAGAAGUGAACUUUGGAGGCAUGCUAAAGAAUGCCCUUUUCGAUGUCAGAAUAAUGAAGAAGAAAAGCCUUUGGUCUAUUCAGCCCAGAUACUGCUUUACUCAAACUUGCAUGAAAAUUCAGAUUUGCAGGAGAAUAUUGAGGAAAUAUUAACAGGAAUGAAAUCUGAUGGUGUCUUGAAGGCAAUACAGUCUGACAACAGUUUGAUGUCCUUUGGAUCUGCUAUGCUGAAAAGAGUGGGAAGAGGAAGAUUACCUAAUGUCAGACAAAAGUUACGACA
Molecule: messenger RNA, 5533 nt
Organism: Magallana angulata
Lineage: Eukaryota; Metazoa; Mollusca; Bivalvia; Ostreida; Ostreidae
Exons: 2
Coding region: 3596-4738 (380 amino acids)
Biological process (GO): cell adhesion
Molecular function (GO): calcium ion binding
Source: RefSeq, a predicted model, not a curated record